AGAAAAAUGCCUAUGGCGCCAUUGUGUUAUGGAGUUUUUUGCAAAAUUUGACAGCAACCUUUGCGGGGCAUCAGCGGCACUAGUGCAAUAAACGUAAAAUAAGGAUUCGUCGGGAAAACCUCAAGGGGCUCUUGGUGUCGGCUACGGAGUGCGGUGAUCGCGAAACGUGGAUUGAAACCGUUCUAAAGGGUGCCCUGGAGGCGGGGCAUGGCGUGGCAGGGAUCACGUCAGCAGGUCUAGCGGUGGCCCAGAGCCAUGUCCAAGCACUCCAGCCUCUUCUACACCUUUGAAGUGAACGACACCAAGUUUACCAUCCUGAGGAGGUACCAGAACCUCAAGUCCAUCGGCUCAGGCGCACAGGGCAUUGUCUGUGCGGCCUAUGACUCCGUGACUGGUCACAAUGUGGCCAUCAAGAAGUUGAGCCGACCCUUCCAGAAUGUGACCCAUGCCAAGCGGGCCUACCGCGAGUUCAAACUCAUGAAGCUGGUUAACCAUAAAAAUGUAGGUGGUCUUUCCCUUUUUGCUUUCUGCAAGUGUCUGACUGCCGCCCUGACCCGUGACCUCCAUUUCCCCCGAUGGCAGAUCAUAGGUCUUCUAAAUGCAUUCACACCACAAAAGACGCUAGAAGAGUUCCAAGACGUGUACUUGGUGAUGGAGCUGAUGGAUGCCAACCUGUGCCAGGUGAUCCAGAUGGACCUGGAUCACGAGCGCAUGUCCUACCUGCUCUACCAGAUGCUCUGUGGCAUCAAGCACCUACACUUGGCUGGCAUUAUCCACAGGGACCUGAAACCGAGCAACAUAGUGGUGAAAUCAGAUUGCACGCUCAAGAUCCUGGACUUUGGACUGGCUCGCACAGCCGGCACCAGUUUCAUGAUGACCCCCUACGUGGUGACCCGCUACUACAGGGCCCCAGAGGUCAUCUUAGGCAUGGGCUACAAGGAAAAUGUGGACAUCUGGUCGGUCGGCUGCAUCAUGGGGGAGAUGAUCCGAGGUGCGGUCCUCUUUCCGGGCACGGACCACAUUGACCAGUGGAACAAGAUCAUUGAGCAGCUGGGCACCCCGUCCCAGGAGUUCAUGCGGCGCCUGCAGCCCACAGUGCGCAACUAUGUGGAAAACCGUCCCCGGUAUGCAGGCUACCCCUUCGACAAGCUCUUCCCGGACGUCCUCUUCCCCAGCGACAGCCCCGAGCACAGUAAGCUCAAGGCGAGCCAGGCGCGCGACCUCCUGUCGAAGAUGCUCGUGAUCGAUCCCGAGAGGCGCAUCUCGGUGGACGACGCCUUGGCCCACCCGUACAUCAACGUAUGGUUCGACGAGACUGAAGUGAACGCGCCAGCCCCGGCGGCUUACGACCACUCGGUAGACGAGCGGGAACACACGGUGGAACAGUGGAAGGAGCUGAUCUACAAGGAAGUGCUUGAGUAUGAGCAGACGCACAACAGCAUAGGCACGUCCGGCCGCAACGCCCUCCACGGCUCUCAAGGUAACCACACCAAGAUGGUGCAAUAGAAGCGGAGGCUGGCCUGUCCACGGACCAGUCUGCCAACGGGGCGGCCAACAGCUACCAGCGGCGGCGCUACCAGUCCUAGCCGCCCCCCCCAAAAGGGCCCGGCGGCGGCCGUGCGCGGCCCCCGCGACGUCCUUUGGGGGCGGCCGAGAGGCCCCCCUCUCCCGCUCUUCCUCCGGGCCACGCUCAACCUCUGGCCCGGGACGCCGUGCACUGGGCCGCACGCCACUAGUCUCUCUCGGGGCACGAGGGGGGGCCCGCCGCACCGGGCCGCUUUCUUGCGAUCGCCGUCGGACUAGCGCCCGCGCGAGUGCAUAGCUUGUGUGCACGGGGGCUCGCUCCCUCGUGGGCCCGGGGAGGAAGUUUCGGGAGGGGGGCGCCCCCCCCGCGGAGCCCCCGUGUGUAUAUACGCAAUAGUUUCUUGCCGUCUUUCUUCCUAGCCUUCCCCCCGGAGCUGUACGCCCGUAAGGACCCUUCUGUUUUUGGCAACGGCGGACGACGCCGCCUAGACGGCGUCUCCUUGUACAUUUUUUCCGAUUUGCGAGGGGCGCAGGCUCCGGAGGCACACUCGGAGCGACCUCGGCGUGCGCUGGCGACGUCGUGGCUCUUUUUUCUGUUUCUGGUUUGUGCGCGUUUUAAAUUUAUUUUUACCCGUGUUUCAUGAAACUGGAAAAAAACAAAAUAAAUUAAGAAAGAUUACGCUGCAA
Molecule: messenger RNA, 2211 nt
Organism: Ixodes scapularis (black-legged tick)
Lineage: Eukaryota; Metazoa; Arthropoda; Arachnida; Ixodida; Ixodidae
Gene: bsk
Product: stress-activated protein kinase JNK
Exons: 10
Coding region: 256-1506 (416 amino acids)
Biological process (GO): protein phosphorylation; JNK cascade
Cellular component (GO): cytoplasm; nucleus
Molecular function (GO): ATP binding; JUN kinase activity
Source: RefSeq, a predicted model, not a curated record